ACAUUCAGAAUGAGCGGGUGGUUCAUAGUGCUGCUGCUGCCCACGGCAGUGCUUGGGUUUGUUGUGAACAGAGGGACCACAUUUACUCACCAGGAGAUCACACAGAGAGCAUUUCUAAACGUCACAGUAGAAGUGUGCCGCUCCAUAGCCCAGUCUGAGGGCAGGACCUUCACUGCCCCGGCCACGCCUUAUACAGUGGAGAAUGUUCUUCAGUCAUGUGAUGCUCAGAAUGCAAUCAAGUUAUUCUACCAAAACAUGAAGUUAAUCCAAAACUACAAUAUACGAGUGGACAAAAGUGUUCUGUACAACUCCCCAAGUCAUCACUUUCACAACGAGAUGUUUAAUGAAGGACGUGAUAUCAUUGUAGCAGGGUUGGGGGCUGUGAAGGCCAGCAACAAGAAAGGCAACUACGAGGCAGCCCAGAAACAAAUUGGAAAAAUCAGCCACACUCUAGAAGAUUUUUACAGCCAUAGCAACUGGAUAGAACUUGGCAAAGAGGUCCCAAAUGCUAAUCUUUUGAAAGGAAAUGGCAAUGUUGGUACUAUUGCAGCCAGAACGAGGGCCACCUGCCGUAGCUGUACUGGAAACAACUGCGACAACAACAUAUUGAGCGACAUCAUCAAUGAACAAUUACUGACCUCUGGCUAUUUUGCCCUUAGCCCAUCCACCUCCAAACCCACAGGAAAAUGCAGCUAUGGUGGGGAUUUGGAUGGUUCAAGUACUGUUGAGCCUAAAGGUGGCAUAAAUAAGGACACACCAACUUCCAGUCAUGGUAAACUCCAUGAAAAAGCUGCAAACAUGGCGAUAGCUGCCACUUCUCAACUCUUAGAGGAUGUACGAGCAGCAGGUGGAGACAGUGCUUUCUUACAGAUGCUCGGAGCUAAGUCUGGCAAGCCUCUGUGCUUUGUAGUAGACACCACCGGGAGCAUGACGGCGGACAUUGCAGCAGUGCAACGCCUCACCUCCACACUUAUAAGCAAUGUUCAAGCCGGAGUGCAGCCAGAGCCUUCAGUUUACAUAUUGGUCCCUUUCAAAGAUCCAAAUGUUGGGCCACUUUUCAGAACCACUGAUGCUAAUGAGUUCAAAAUAGCCAUUGAUUCACUGACAGCAUCAGGUGGAGGCGAUCGGCCUGAAGUGACUCUAUCAGGACUACAGAUGGCUGUAAAUGGUGCUCCACCUGGCUCUGACAUAUUUCUGUUCACUGAUGCCUCCGCAAAGGACACAAAUUUGAAAGAAAGUCUCAUGGCUUCGAUUGAGCAAAAGAAGUCUACAGUUAACAUUCUGAUGACGGGGGUUCCUGAGUCGUUAGCUGAUCUCGAACUGUACGAAGAGGUGGCUCAGUCUUCAGGUGGACAGUUGCUGAGAGUCUCAAAGAGUGAACUUGCACUUGCCACUGACAUUGUGCUUGACUCCUCUGGCUCUUCUUCGGUCACACUUUUGGAUGAAGUGAGGAAACCAGGAAAGUCUGAAAAUUUUACUUUCAUUGUGGAUGAUACAACCAAUAAUGUCAUUGCUUACAUUACUGGGGCCAUUUCAAGUGUCACCUUUGUGAAUCCUUCAGGUCAAUCUCAGACGAGUGCACCCGUGAUUGCUUCUUCUACAACAGUGGGAAACUUCAGAAGAAUCAAGCUGAAUAAACAAGUUGGAAUUUGGCAAAUGAGGGUUGUGUCAGACAACCCAUACACAGCAAAGAUUGUCGGUGACAGUCCGUUAGACUUCAUCUAUGACUUUUUGGGACCAGCACAAGGUCCUCUGGGAGGAGAGGUUGCUUCUGAGAGUCGCCCAAAAUCAGAUGCUAAGGGAAGUAUGGAGCUUACAUUGAUUGGGAGUGAGACUGCCACUGUGACCAGCGCUUCCUUGCUAAACUCAAAAGGAAGGGUUGACGGCACUGUCACUAAACUGGGCAACAAGGAAUACUUAGUGGAGUUUAACCCUAUGCCAACAGAGACAAGUACUCUGCUUGUAAGGGGGUCAAACUCUAAUGACCAAGCUACUGCUUCAUCUUUUCAACGGAUAUCAUCAGGCAAAAUCAAAACCUCUUCUCUCUCUGUGACUGCUGAUGAACUGAAUGGCCUUAUUGAGCCAGGUACAUCAAUCUCGAUACCGUUCACUGUUUCGAGUGACAAAGCAGGAGUCUAUACAGUUACAGCUACGAAUGACAAAGGAUUCAGCGUUGUUUACCCGUCUAGUCUUGGGUUGAGUGGAGGCAAAGCUGAUGGGACAGUCAUCCUCACUGCUCCACUUACAGCAGAGUCGGGUAGUGAAGUCACCCUCACCAUUCAAGCCGAGGAUUCUGGAAAAACAGACAUGAACUAUGCAACCAUGAGUUUCACUGUGCUCAAAAAGGUGACGGACUUCAGCUCCCCAGUCUGUGAGGUUCUGAGUCAGACGAGCUGUCCUCAGAGCUGUGGUACAUCCAUGUGGCAGCUCUAUGCCAGGGUCAGCGAUGGCACAGGUGGCACUGGAGUGGAAAACGUCUACAUCCGUCGGGGCGAUGGGACACUGACCUCCAGAUUAGCUUCAGGAAAUGCUAAAACUGUGACCUAUGAGGCCUCCUGCUGCUCAACUGAAGUAGAAAUAGUAGCAGUGGAUAGUGUGGGUAAUGUAGGCACCUGCAAUUUCCAAAGAAAAUUGGCCACCACAACCACAACCACAACCACAGUGAAGCCCAACACUGUUAACGGCGGAGCUCAAACAACAGCGUCAAAGUCGCCCAAACUCAUGCAGUCUUCUCUCCUUUGUCUCAUUCUCUGCCUGCUUGGGUUUCAUUUCACCAAUUGAAAAAUAAGUCAUGCUAAAGUGAAAGAGAUAACAAAAUUAAGAUUAUUUAUUUAGUUUUAAUAAUAAGUAUUUAUUAGUCUAUGGUGAAACGUAGUAUAUUUUGGUCUAGGCUAUUUAUGUAUAAUAUUCUACUAUAUUUAUUUCAGCAUUAAUUUUCUGCUCCAUUGCUGUUGUUUUUAUUUAUGUGUAGUGUAUAAGAUGUAAACAAUUAAUAAAGCUAUUUAUACUAAGCUUUAUGAAAA
This is a messenger RNA of Boleophthalmus pectinirostris (great blue-spotted mudskipper), 3023 nucleotides long. Its product is annotated as von Willebrand factor A domain-containing protein 7-like. Bases 10 to 2781 code for a protein of 923 amino acids. The record is from RefSeq and is a predicted model, not a curated record. NCBI's taxonomy places the organism in Eukaryota, Metazoa, Chordata, Actinopteri, Gobiiformes, Gobiidae. The transcript is spliced from 16 exons.